CGAGAGCUUGAUGCGGACGUACCGUGUCUGAGCUGCUGCACCACCGGGAAUCCCCCCCCACACCCUACCCUAAAGUUGUUUUUGUUUUUUCUCUAUCGCCGCAAUCAUUUUUGUUUUUGUUUGUUUCGGGACCGCUCAUUUCGGUUGUUGACGACGCCUGCGCGGCCGCCCGGUCAUUUUUCGAAAUAAAAUUUCCAAACGACAAAACACACACGCGCACGUUGAAACCAAACAAACAAAAAUCUAGCUUCUCUCUGUGUGUGUGUGUUGGCUUCAUUCAAAUUUCAGUCGAUGAGAAGCAGAAAGAGAAAACGGGCGUCGUUCGUGACUUUUGGAUUUUUCAAAACUCAACAAUUUUGGGAGGAAGAAUUCGGCGCCUUGAAGCGAUGCUGCUGGCAGCCGGAAACAAUAACAAAGUGGGGGACAACAACAACUUCAUCAUCAUCUCGGUGUAGUACACACGCACGCACAGAUUUUCUCGUGCCAGCCUUUCGCCAUUGUUUUUCUUCUUUUUGUUUGGGCCGGAGCUGUCCGCUCGUGCGUGUCGUUGUUUGUUUUUUUCUGGCGGCCGACAUUUUCCCAUUGGAUCGCCAGGACGUUUUUCGGGGUAGUACACAGUAGUUUGAGGAGUUGAUUCCUCCGGACGUUGGCUGCUGCUCUCUCCAUUGACGUUGGGCAAAAACGAACAAGUCCUGUGUGCUUUCCAGUGUUUGGUGUGUGUGUGUAUGUGGAGGAAUUGAUUCAUUUGACAAGGCGUGCCGAUUCUCCGUGACGGCCGGGAACACCACGGUCAACUUGCCACUCGUCCAUCUUCAACUCGUCCCAUCUUUUUUUGGCGCCCAGCUCACAGUUCCAGCCGGCAACUACCAUGGGAACGGCAGACCGAGCUGCUUCGUCGUCUACGCCUCCGCUCCUCCUGUGGAUCAUCAUCUUCUUCCUGUCGUUGUCGACCGUGUUGAGCCAGAUGGGGGGGAUGAAGGGCAACCAGCAGCAGCAACAGAACAUCAAUUUCCGUGAAAAGGAAAAGCAAAUCUUGGACAGGAUUCUGGGAACGCAAUAUUACGACAGACGCAUCCGACCAGCCGGGGCUAAUGGAACAGAAGGGCCAGCCAUUGUUGAUGUCAAUCUCAUGUUCCGAAGUUUCCCGACCAUCAGCGACAACAAAAUGGAGUACAGCACCACCAUCACCUUCAGGGAGGAAUGGCUGGAUGAGCGCCUCAAGUUCGACGAUUUCAGAGGUAAAUUAAAGUACCUGACACUGACAGAUCCCGACAAGGUCUGGAUGCCCGAUCUCUUCUUUUCCAACGAGCGAGAAGGACAUUUCCACAACAUCAUCGUACCCAACGUCUACGUUCGCAUCUUUCCCAAUGGAAACGUCCUCUACAGCAUCAGGAUUUCUUUGACACUCUCAUGCCCGAUGAACCUCAAGCUGUACCCACUCGAUCGGCAAAUGUGCUCUCUGCUCAUGAUCUCUUACGGUUGGACCACGGAAGAUUUGGUUUUCCAAUGGAGGAAAGGUGAUCCUGUACAAGUGGCCAAGAACAUGCAUCUGCCUCGGUUCAUGCUCGAGCGCUACGAAGCUGAUUACUGCCACAGUGUUACCAACACAGGAGCGUAUUCGUGCCUGAAAGUGAACUUGAUGUUCAAACGCGAGUUCUCCUACUACCUGAUUCAGAUCUACAUUCCCUGCUGCAUGUUGGUCAUCGUCUCGUGGGUUUCGUUUUGGCUGGACGCCAACGCCGUUCCGGCUCGCGUCUCGCUCGGGGUCACCACUCUGCUGACCAUGGCCACUCAGACUACUGGCAUCAACAACUCACUGCCGCCCGUCUCCUACACUAAGGCCAUUGACGUCUGGACUGGUGUAUGCCUGACGUUCGUCUUUGGGGCCCUCCUGGAGUUCGCCCUGGUGAAUUACGCUUCACGAUCAGAUGCCCACCGGGAGAAACUGAAGAAACAGAGACGCCAGUGGGAAAUGGAGCGCGAACGAGAGCGCCAAGCGGCUUUCGAAGCCGCCGCUCAAGCCCAGGCACAAGCCCAACAAGUCAGCGAUAAUCGUCUGGACGACGGGAUCACAACAUUUGCGUACAUGAAAUCCCUACCUCGCCCACGAGGUGAGUGCCCGAUGGCUAUAGACAAACGCUACGAAUUCCAUUUGGCCGCUGGUAGCGGCCACCAUCACAGCAGCAGUUGCUGGAGGUCGUGGAUCUCUAAAUUUCCAUCUCGUUCCAAGCGCAUUGACGUCAUGUCUCGCAUCAUUUUCCCCGUGGUCUUCGCUCUCUUCAACUUCGCUUAUUGGGGGACGUACCUGUUUUUCGAGAACGAGGACGACUGAAGACGAUCCUGAUCAGAUUGGCGAAAAACGUUCGUUGCUCUCAGACGAUGCGAUCCGGCCAUACACUUUUUAUUAAACGUCGGCCGGGGGAUUGGGCCAAAAUUCCUUCUCCACAUCAACUCUCACACCCCAGCACAUGCUAUAACUGCGUAUGACAACUAUUCUCCUUAAACAAACCAAACCAAACCAAAAAACAAAUGUGUUGGCGGUCAUCAAUCUAAGCGAACCAAAAAUCUGCUGUUCUUUUAUAUAUUUAUAUAUAUACAACAUAUAAUACGCGACAAGUCUGUUACAAUGUAAGAAUGUUUAAACCAAAUAUCUUUAGUCGUCUACAUCACCAACAACGCACGCACACACUGAUUGUCUUUGGGUUAGGCGCCGAGGUGUGUCCGUCUUUUGGGGGUUGCAAUCAACAUCAAAAGUGACAAGAAACAUUUUGUUUAUUUGUUCUUUUUAUGCUUUUUUCGGCUCAACUUUUGCUCGCUCGCGCAACACUGAAUCGGUGAAAUCAUUCAUAGAUUAUGAUAUUAUUAUGCUGUAUGUAAAUGAUGCCGUUUGUAAUCCUUUUUCUAUUGUAAUUUAUAUUCGCUCUGUCUGAAGAAGAAGGAAAAAUAAGAAAAGCCCAAAAAACCUUUCACGGAUGUAAACUGUGACACGUAAAAUAUUCCUCGGUUUACAUUAUGUGUCUGUGUGUGUGUGUGUGUAUUUUUGAUUGACCUCAUCACGGCAAACGACAAGAUAAAAGUUCCAACGGUCUCUCUCCAUUUCAAAAGACAAUCUCCCCAGCACUCUUCUUAUUUCCUUCAUGAUUUCGUGGACUUUUCCAGUUCCUCUUUCCUCUCGACAGGCUUUUGUUUCCCCUUUCUUCGAAUUGCUCUCUCGCUCAGUGACAGCAAGGAAGAGCCAUAUAAUGAAUUCAUCCCGCAACUUCUCCAUUUUCCAUAACCAAAUGAUGUCCCCGUAUGUAGUAUAGUGUGCCGCUAAAUUAUACUACUGCACUACAUUUAAACCCAGGUCGAAAUGUAUUCAACUCAAAGGAUAAUGGAGAUAUAUAUAUAUAUAUUGAUAUCAUCCGUUUGACUGGGUCUAGAUGAAGACAAAAAGUUCUUUGACGUGCAUUGUGUAUAAUAAAAGACAAAAAUCCAGAGAAA
Molecule: messenger RNA, 3483 nt
Organism: Daphnia pulicaria
Lineage: Eukaryota; Metazoa; Arthropoda; Branchiopoda; Diplostraca; Daphniidae
Product: glutamate-gated chloride channel-like
Exons: 13
Coding region: 869-2332 (487 amino acids)
Biological process (GO): signal transduction; regulation of membrane potential; chemical synaptic transmission
Cellular component (GO): synapse; membrane; neuron projection
Molecular function (GO): neurotransmitter receptor activity; chloride channel activity; transmembrane signaling receptor activity
Source: RefSeq, a predicted model, not a curated record